UGGAGCGUGGUUGGAAUGGUUUGCAGCUGCAGGGAGGGAAACCGCACCACAGCACCAGCGCUAUGAAAAGCGAGUAAUGACGCGAAUCAUACCAAUUUUCCACACAAGAACGUGGACACGAAAAGAAGAAAUCCUAUAAUUCCCGAUGCACUAAAGAAUGAAAACCGGCACAAGAGCACUUUUCCUUGUGAAAUUCAAGGAAAGCGACCCUCCUGCUUUGUGCGAAGGAGCCCGUCUCAUCUGAUGAAUGGAUGAAAAACACCGCGAUUCAUUGUGUCAACCAGACAGAUUGGAGAGACAGUAACUACAACCAUCUCGCUGUUCCAUGUCUUCAUUUGACAGUUGCUCAUUGUUUUCUACCGAAUCCAUUCGCGUGAUGCUUUGGCGCUGCUUUGCUGUGAAGGACUGAAGAAAACGACUGCGUGGAAAUAUGGGUGAAGUUCAGGACGUAAAUAAUAUGAAGAAGGUCUUCGUUGCUCCAGCUAUCAAGUCUUUUGAACACUAUGACUUCUCUCGUGCUAAAAUCUGUUGCAGUCUCUCAUGGCUUCUGUCCAAAGCAUAUGGGAGAGACAGCAUCCCAGCAGACAUAAAAGAGCCCUUCUACACAGACCAGUAUGAGCAGGAGCAUCUGAAGCCCCCUGUAGCCAGUCUCCUGUUGUCUGCAGACCUCUACUGCCAGGCCGCCAGCCUCAUUCUGAAGAACAAUCCAGCUGAGCCUCUGCUGGGCCACGAUGCUGUCAUUCAGGCUUUGGCCCAGCGAGGUCUCUAUGUCACUGACCACGACAGACUUGUCACUGAGAGGGACCUUCAAAAGAGGCCUCUGCAAAUGAGUGCCCAUCUGGCAAUGAUCGACUCUCUGAUGAUGGCGUACUCAGUGGACACUUUGAUUGUGGAGAAGGUGAUGGUCAGCAUUCGGCAGUAUUCAUCCUGCUACUCUGAAGAGGAAAUGCCAUACGACACAGAGGAUGCCGUCACCACCUGGAUCAACAAGAUUAACGAGUACCUCAAAGACACUCUGCCUCAGGAAGAGAAGAAAAAGGAGACACAAAGUGCAGAGACUGCAGAAAGUCCUCGGUCUCCAACCAAGUGGUACAUGAAGCUUGUGCCUGCCCGGUACAGGAAGGAGCAGAGCAGCAGCCAGGUGAGUCCCUGGAUCCCCCCAGUGGACAACCUGCUGAAGGACAGCACAGAUGGAUCAGCACUGGGUGCUAUGCUUCACUUCUACUGCCCCCAGCUGCUUUCUCUCGAUGAUGUUUGUCUGAAGCAGAACAUGACGCUGGCGGAUCGUCUCCACAACGUGCAGCUCAUUCAGGAUUUCUGUAGAGACAACCUGGAAGGCUGCUGCCAUUUCAGUUUGGAGGAUAUGCUGUAUGCCUCGUCCACCCUCAAGAAUAACUACUUGGCGUUCAUGGGAGAGCUCUUUUGGUGGUUUGAGGAGGUCAAGCCCUCUUUUGUGAAGCCGAGAAUUUGGAACAAUGAAGCCACAGAGCUCUCAUCCUUGUUGAAGAAUAUCCCAGCUGUCCCAAUAUCUAAAGCAACCAAAAGGAGCUUCAUGGAAAGAUCCCCCAGUCCUGAAAGACCAAGUUUGCCCCUGCGACCCCAGCCUAAAAAUUCAGGUGAGAUCAAGAAAUCGACUUCGAUGUCCUUUGUUGAUAGCAGCCUUGGUACCUGGCCCAAAGAAAAAAGGCCUGGGCCUUACGGAGUAUCCUUUGACAUUCCCUUUGACAAAGAGGAAGCUGCUUCUUCUCCCCAUGCUGCCACACGCGGUAUGGUCAGGUCCAUUAGUACUGAUGACGGUUCUGGUUUUAAGGUCCACCACCUUCCUCGUGGGAUGAAGCGGAACCUUUCCUUCCAACCAGUCAAUGGCAAGAGCCUUGGCAUCGAGGAGGAGGGUUGCCCAGACAGUCUAGCUGGUAUGGACCCUGAAAGGCGAACCUACCCUAGUGGAUCUAGCAAAGUCACCAUAACAACUCCCUCCAUAGAGGAGGCCCUCCAGAUAAUUCACAGCCCAAGUAGGCCCCCCGUGGAAGGUAUCAACAAUGGCUUCUUCCUGCACAGUCCAGAACUUGGAACUGACCUUAUUAGCUUGGAGCCGUUGUCCGAGUUGGACACCAAAGGACCUUUGAGCCAGACAGACACCACAGAGGUGGACACUGGCAUCCACAUUCAUACAGAGGACAUGCUGGAUGAGGAUUCAUCACUGAAAGAUUGCUCUGUGAACAUGGAGCUUGAUAUGGAUACCCCAAGCCCUUGCCCAAGCAGUCAGAGCAAAUCCCCCACAGCACUGAGGAUGACCAACUUUGCUGAACAGAAGAUGAAGAAGAUCUUUCCAUCAGCACCAGACUCAGGCAUGGAGAGCAGCACCUCCCUUAAAACUACUCCAGAGGGCUCGGAUUUUGGUUUACCAUUAUCCGUUUCAUGGGCACCCACUCCAGAACACAGCCCCAUCCGUCAACAAACGCCAAACGCCCCUACUAAGGUGUUGCCUGUCCAGCUUCCACACAAUGACCCUGCUCAGGUCAUGGCAACUGAAAUGGUUGAGCUGAGGAUGCGCUUGGAGGAGAAACGAAAAGCCAUUGAAGCGCAGAAAAAAAAAGUGGAGGCAGCUUUUACUAGGCACCGUCAAAAGGUGGGUCACUCUGCCUUUCUCAGUGUGGUAAAGCGAAAAGGGGACGGAGCUGCAAGUGGAACAGAGGAAGGAGGGAAGGUUAAGGAUGAAGGUAACGCUGUGAGUCCCACCUUGAGGUGUGGUCGAAGCAGUGCAGACACACCUGAUGGAGCGGAGCAAAGCAGCACAAGCUCCUGUUGGCUAAGGUCUCCUGGUGGAGGUGAGGAGGGUGGUCAAGGGCACACCCAGGUUACUGAGGCGGAUCUUACAGAGUAUACGCGAUCCAUCGAGAAGCUCAAUCAUUCUUUAGCCUUCCUCCAGACCGAGAUGCAGAGGCUAGCUCAGCAGCAGGAAGUCAUCAUGGCCAUGAGGGGGCAGCAACAUCAGCAGUCAUGGGUCAUCCCUCCCUCUCACACAAACCCCUCGCCGCAAAAAUACGGUAGAGGCGGCAAUGUGACUCGAUCCUCCGGACCCUCUUCACCGGCAGACUCCCCUAGCUCCGCCCACCGCUCUCCGACCAGCAUCAAGCGUAAAUCCGCCUCCUUCCACUCACGUAAUCCCCGCACUUCUCGCCCUAAUGAGCUCAAGUUGGCCCCUUACAACCGUGUCCUCACCGCCCCCCAAUCUGUGGAUAGUAUCCCCAGGCUGCGACGCUUUUCUCCCCGUUUGCCGACAGCCAGCUCCUUUGUUUACAUGGGUGAGAAGCCUGCAGCCGCCAGUCCUGAGCCAGUCAACAAGCAGACAGACACACUCUUCUCCCCAGACAAAGAGCUCAGUGCUGUUUGUGCAUUUCCUCCCAGUUCGCUCAAAGAGCAAACACAGGUGGACUCAUAUGAUAAAAUCCAGGAGCCAGAAGCUCCCAGCCAACUAAACACCACUGAUAUGGAAAAAGUAGGAGUCGAUCUCAAACCUGCACAGUCGUCAUUCGCUGAGGUUUUGGCACACCCGGUGGUAGAGACCUUCACGGUAACCCGCACAGACAUCCCCACACUGCCGGAAGUCAAGGGCAGUCUGAUUGAGGUUCCCCUAACAGUUGUGAAGCCGCUAAAGGAUUUGACGCUGGAUGACAGCUUGGAGAUGGAGCUCAGAGCUGUGGAAGGCCAUGAGGAUGAACAGAGGAUGCAUUGCGGCUUCUUCUUCAAGGAGGAUGGAAAGGCAGAGGAAAACAUGGCUCAAAAGAGGGCGGCACUGCUAGAGAAGAGGAUGAGAAGGGAGAAGGAAAGCCAGCAGAGGAGGGUGCACCAGGAAACCGAACUGGAGCAAAAGAAAGAGGAGGCUCGGUUGAAAGCAGAGGAGGAGCGUAUCCGAAAAGAGGAAGACAAGGCCAGGAAGGAGUUCAUCAAGCAGGAGUAUCUUAGAAGGAAGCAGCUGAAGCUGAUGGAGGACAUGGACACAGUCAUUAAAUCUCGACAAGUUGCCGGCACAAAACAAAGACGAGGCCGACCCAAGUCCGUCCGUCGCGACAGCAUUGACUCCCCAAAAACUCCUGCCAGAGCUGCCACAGUAUCCAGUUUGUCCCUGGCAUCCCUCAACUUGGGAGACAGCGAUAGUAUAAACUCAGAGAAAAGAGCACAAAGAAGUGCUAGUUUAGCCUCUGGCAGUCUCCUCUGCUUUCUGAGCUCUCCUAAACUGAGAAGGAGAAGGCCAGAUUCGGCAGAUGGCUUCCCGUCCCCGAGUCGCAAUAGCAGCAGGAAUGGAGAGAAGGACUGGGAAAAUGGAUCCACAACCUCCUCUGUUACAUCAAUCACAGAGUACACAGGACCGAAGCUCUACAAGGAGCCAAGUGCCAAAUCUAACAAGCACAUCAUCCAGAAUGCAUUGGCCCACUGCUGCCUUGCUGGCAAAGUCAAUGAAGGACAAAAGAACAAGAUCCUGGAGGAAAUGGAGAAAUCAGAGGCCAACAACUUCCUGGUUUUGUUCCGAGAUGCCGGCUGUCAGUUCCGCUCUCUUUACACUUACUGCCCCGAGACCGAGGAGAUCCACAAGCUCACAGGCAUCGGCCCCAAGAACAUCACGCGCAAGAUGAUUGACGGCCUGUACAAGUACAACUCUGACAAGAAGCAGUUCAGCCUGAUACCAGCUAAGACCAUGUCAGCAAGUGUGGAUGCUGUGACCAUCUACAGCCAUUUGUGGCAAACCAAGAAGCCAGCCACCCCCAAAAAAGUAGUGCCUGCCCCCCAGUCCUGAUGGAACCUGAACAUAACCAUUUCAGUUUGAACUUUCACUGUAUAUUCUCUUGAUGAUUCAAACACCUGCAAUGCCAGUUAAAUGUGUUAUUUUAUUUCAGUUAUGUCAAAUUUUCAUCCCCGUGGUUCUUACUUCCCCAUUACAAAAUGGCACCCAAGUGGAAUGUAAGCCACUGACAAAGAAUGAUGUAAAUAUCGUACCUCUUUUUAAAGACAAGUCAUGUAGGACAUAAAGGCACGUGUGAGUACUGUUUUUAUUUCCUUUGUGCCAAAAGUAAAAAUCAAGACAAUAUGAAUGCUAGGACAUUUUACUCAGAACACGGAAGCACUGAAUGUUUUUAAUUCAUGUACAGAUAGAUUUUCAUUCGCAAUACGUUUGUGCGGCCUUACACGCCUUAGGUUUUAGCGUGUGAGUGCAGCGAGCUGAUUGUAAAGCCGCAUUCAGAGAGACUUUUUUUGUAGGUACAAUUUGGAAGAAGCCUUUUUGUUGUUAUUUGUGCGCAAACGUUUGUAUAUUAAGGUACGUAAAUCUAAGGGCCAAAAAAGAUUGAUUCCAUACAGCUAGCGUUCGCCACACAGCACGUGUGUGUUCAACUCAACAAAGUCAAGACGGUUUCAGCUUUUAUACAACCAUUUUCUUAGGAAGAAUGUAGGCCAUCUCUCCUGAUGAGAGUCUUCUUGGCUAUCGAGAUGUGUGAAAAUAUUUGUUGUAGGUAGUGAUUGAUCCUCUUUCUUGUAAUUGAGUAAAUACAGUAGAAUUAAUCCCUUUGUGAUUUCUUUGCACUUACCUCUACAGUAUUUCACAGGUAUGAAUUGUUUACCAGAUCACAGAAGUAGCUGAGGAUUACAAGUCAAUAUUUCAACUUUUCUUCAAUAUCAAGAUUUAGGGGAAUGCACUUUUAUUGUCAUGAAGACAUUCACUGGAUGGAAUUUGACCAAGUUAAGUCAGCAUUUUGUAAAAAAGCAAGAAGCAUAUUGGUUUUGAUUAAUAUGUGUCAUACAACGGCCAAAUUCAAAGAUGGAUUCUGUACAUGAUGGUUUUUAGUGCAGUACCACCAGGGAAAUUGGUCUUCAAACCUUUUGAGAGCUUUUUUAUAUCAAAGCAAGAACUGUUGUUUUUAUGUAGAGUAUAUGCAAGAUAUAGAAGAACCCUAUUGUUUUUUUUAUUUGGGUUAGUGUUCAGGUUUUACGUAGUUUUACGUCACCUUCCAUUUUCAAACAAUUUCUUCACCACUAAUCAGUGAUAGCUUCAUUUGUGACAGUUUACCAUUUAUGCUUCUGUUCAGAAAAAUUAUGUAUAAUCACUCAUGGUGGAAUCUGUCAUACAGACUGAUAUCCAGCAUAAUGACACCUAAGGAGGAUUUCCGUGCCAGUAAGUUGUAAACUGGUAUUUUCUUAGAGUAAUAAAUUGUAGUUUCACAGACACAAAGCUAGAAAGCUGAAUGACAGUCAUUGUUGUAAUAUACAGUAAUAGCAUAUGUAUUUAGAAGGACACCCUGUUAAACCAAAUGAACGUCAGGAGAAAGGUGUGUUCUAGUUGUAACAUGUUUAUAUUUUUAGUUUCAUUUCUCAUUUUAAUUGUAGGAAAAUCACACAGUGUCGUGAGACAGAUGAUGUUUUGCUACAUACGGGUAACUGCACCAUUUAUUUAUUUAUUUAUUUAUUUUUGGUGUGAGUAACAUAAACAGGUUUAAUGUGAACAAAUCUACUGACAUGA
This is a messenger RNA of Phycodurus eques (leafy seadragon), 6511 nucleotides long. RefSeq names its product calmodulin regulated spectrin-associated protein family, member 2a (gene camsap2a). NCBI's taxonomy places the organism in Eukaryota, Metazoa, Chordata, Actinopteri, Syngnathiformes, Syngnathidae. The transcript is spliced from 19 exons. Gene Ontology annotation, biological process: negative regulation of microtubule depolymerization; neuron projection development; cytoplasmic microtubule organization. The record is from RefSeq and is a predicted model, not a curated record. The coding region runs from base 431 to 4795 and encodes 1454 amino acids. Gene Ontology annotation, cellular component: microtubule minus-end. Gene Ontology annotation, molecular function: microtubule minus-end binding; calmodulin binding; spectrin binding.